Messenger RNA from Erigeron canadensis, 3151 nucleotides. Its product is annotated as golgin candidate 6-like. Gene Ontology annotation, biological process: endoplasmic reticulum to Golgi vesicle-mediated transport; vesicle fusion with Golgi apparatus; transcytosis. The transcript is spliced from 19 exons. The record is from RefSeq and is a predicted model, not a curated record. The coding region runs from base 146 to 2914 and encodes 922 amino acids. Gene Ontology annotation, cellular component: cytoplasm; Golgi stack; Golgi membrane. NCBI's taxonomy places the organism in Eukaryota, Viridiplantae, Streptophyta, Magnoliopsida, Asterales, Asteraceae.
CUCUCUCACACACACACACACACACACACACUCUGCAAUUUUUGUCACAUAUUUGGUUAAAAACUAGGGCUUCUUUCUACUUGUGUAAAUUCCAACUCACGAUUUCAGUUUUUCUAGUAUUUGAUCAAAUUGUCAACUGAUAAAGAUGAAGAAAAUUGAUUUAGUAUCUGGGUAUAAGGGAGUUGUGGAACAUUUAUUUGGAAAUGAAGAAUCAAAUUCCAAUGAUGAGAGCUAUGUUGAGCGCUUGCUGGAUUGCAUAAGAAAUGGUAAGCUGGUGGAGGAUAGAAGAAAUGCCAUGGCUGAACUUCAAUCCGUUGUUGCAGAUAGUCACUCUGCCCAGCUAGCUUUUGGAGCAAUGGGAUUUCCUGUACUUUUUGAAGUCCUCAAGGAGCGUGAUGACGCUGAAAUGGUACGUGGUGCUGUUGAAACGUUUGUGAGUGCCUUAACGCCAACUACACAUACAAAAUCACACAAAAAUGAGGUUCAGCCAGCUUUGAUGAACGCAGAUCUUUUAUCAAGGGAUGAGCAAAACAUAUCCCUUCUUCUGAAUCUGUUGUCAGAGGAUGACUUCUAUGUGCGAUAUUAUACUCUUCAACUUCUAACUGCACUGUCAACGAACUCACCCGUUAGGUUACAGGAAGCCAUUCUCAAAAUCCAAGGUGGUAUAACUCGUCUUGUGGACAUGCUCAUGGAUCGCGAGGUUAUAAGGAAUGAGGCAUUGUUACUUCUCACCUAUUUGACCCGUGAGUCUGAGGAGAUUCAAAAAUAUUUGGUCUUUGAAGGUGGUUUUGAGAAAAUUUUCAGUAUCAUUAUGGGGGAGGGAGGUUCAGAUGGUGGUGUCGUUGUCCAGGAUUGCCUUGAAUUGCUGAACAAUCUCAUUCGUAGCAAUGCUUCCAAUCAGGUGAUGCUGCGGGAAACUAUAGGCUUUGACUUGUUGAUUUCGAUAUUAAAACUUCGGGGGAGCACAUAUAACUUUACUCAGCAAAAGACAAUAAAUCUACUGUGUGUUUUAGAAACAAUCAGGUUACUGCUGAAUGGUGGUUCUGAUGCUGAUCCUUCAAAACAAUUGAAUACGUCGACUAACAAAACAGUUCUGGUUCAGAGGAAAGUUAUGGACCAUCUACUUAUGCUAGGAGUUGAAAGUCAAUAUGCUCCUGUUUCUGUCCGUUGUGCUGCUUUUCGAUGCAUAGGUGAUCUAAUAUUUGGACAUCACCAAAAUCUGGACAUUCUUGCAAGCAAAUUCCUUGGUGAUGAGCCACAGGCUGAGCCAGCUCUGAAUUCAAUUCUGCAGAUUACCUUAAGGACGUCUAGCAUGCAAGAAUUAAUUGCAGCUGACUAUGUUUUCAAGUGCUUUUGUGAGCAAAAUACUGAUGGUCAAACAAUGCUAGCCUCAACCUUAAUUCCCCAACCAUUGUCAAUGACCCAUGCUCCGCUUGAGGAUGAUGUCAAGAUGUCUUUUGGAAGCAUGCUUCUACAUGGUCUUGCCUCGAGUGAACAUGAUGGAGACCUCGAGACUAGUUGCAGAGCUGCAAGUGUUCUUUCUUAUUUACUAAAGGAUAAUCUGCAGUGCAAGGAAAAGGUUUUACAAAUUAAACUCGAGUCAUCAAUGCCCUCCUUAGAAUCCUCGGAACCCCUAUUGCACCGCAUGGUAAAAUACUUGGCCCUUGCAUCUUCCAAGAAGGGCAAAGAUGGAAAAUUAGCUAUUCCAACAAGUUCAUAUGUCCAACCAAUAAUACUAAAGCUACUCGUCACGUGGCUCUCUGAUUGCCCAAAUGCUGUACAUUUGUUUCUUGCCUCACGUUCUCAUUUAACUUAUAUAGUUGAAUUAGUAUCAAACGUCGAUGCGACUGUUUGUGUAAGAGGAUUGGCAGCUGUGCUGUUAGGGGAAUGUGCUAUCUUUAAUAAAUCAGUUGAGGCGGGAAAAGAUGCUUUUACCGUGGUUGAUGCCAUAAGCCAAAAAGCGGGGCUCACAUCAUACUUUCUAAGGCUAGAUGAGAUGCAGAAAAGCUUUGUAUUUACAUCUACAAACGGGGAUCAAUCCCAUGGACUGGCGACAAAAACAAAUGCCGACAGAAUUGCGGAAAUAGAAGAGAUUGAUGAUGACAUGCCAAUCGAGCACAAGAACGAGGACCACCCUAUGCUUGCUGGAAUGUUUGACCCCCAGUUUCUCAUCUUUAUAAAAAAUUUGGAAGUUAGUAUUAGAGAUGGAAUCGUAAAAAUCUAUAGUCACCCCAAGAACAAUGUGUCUGUCAUUCCCGCAGAAUUGGAACAGAAAAAGGAUGAGCCUGAUGUGGAAUACAUCAACCGACUCAAAUCCUUUCUGGAGAAACAAUGCUCCGAGAUACAGGAUCUACUUAACAGAAAUGCAACAUUAGCUGAAAACCUAGCCAACACGGGUGGGGGUGGCUCAUCUCAAACCGAACCUAGACCUAAUGGUGGUUCAGACAGGGUCCAACUGGACACACUAAGAAGAAAUCUUCUAGAAACAUCCCAACAGAUUGAGAUGCUUAAAACAGAUAAAUCCAAAAUUGAAAAUGAAGCUUCAUCUUAUAAGAAGUUAUCUGAAAAGAUAGAAAGUGAUUUAAAGAGUUUAUCAGAUGCCUACAACAGUCUAGAACAGGCAAAUUACAACUUAGAAAAUGAAGUCAAAGCCUUGAAGAAUGGUGGGUCAACAUCAAGUUUGGAUAUUGAGGCCAUUAAAGCAGAAGCAAAGGAAGAAGCUCAAAAGGAGAGUGAAGGGGAACUGAAUGAUCUUCUUGUUUGUCUUGGCCAAGAACAGAGUAAAGUGGACAAACUCCGUGCACGAUUGACCGAGUUAGGAGAGGAUGUGGAUACUUUACUUGAAGGCAUUGGUGAUGACAUGGGAGUGCCUGAAGAUGAUGACGAUGAUGACAUUGAUGAAGAUGAAAAGUGAUAUAUGGGUGUUAACAGAAGUUUGUGUUUCUAACUUUAAGUUUCCAUAUUUCUUAUGUUGUGUACAGUUUAUUUGUUGUCUUAGAUUGUACACUUGAAUUUUUACGUUGCCCUGUUAUCCCUUAUGUGGAUGUUAAUGCAGAUGUGGAAGCGAAUGUGUACCAUGCAUGCAUUUUUCUCUGGAUGUAUAUGAUCAAAUAUAAUCAUAUCGCUAGUGUAGAGAUAUUUACAAACGUAA